CCAAACCGUUGCAACAAGCGAGACACGGCACUCUUCCGUCCAAAAAGUCAUCUGUGGCGUCCGGCUGCAAUUUCACCUUCGUCUGGCUGAGCGUCGAUUGGAAACAAGUCUCACAUUUACCUCGCCAUGGCUGCUGUACAGACUUUUUACCUACCACAUUAUCCCACGUACCCGAUCCACGUCUGCAUGUUCAAGGACGUGUCGAACGCCGCACACCUGCGGAGCCAGCUCCUUGAGGCAAACCCGGAGUUUGACUUUGCAUUUCUGGAUGCUACGAUGAUCCUCUCCCCCAAUCACCUUCUAUCUGCCUCUUUCCUCGCCCUCCACGCUCACUUAACCUCCCGGUCUAAAACCCGCACUCCUCACUCCGAACUCGUCUUCCGCCUUCACCCUAACAACAACAUUGGUGAGUCCUACCGAAAGUUCGGUCUCAGCGACUCCACUACCCACAUCGUCGCCGUAAAACUUAGUCUCUCACCGUCUGUAACCGCGGAAGCUGUAAGUAGGCACCUAAGCCAGCAUAUUGAGGGCACGAGUGUUGAGAUAGGGGAGGGCGGAGAGGGAAUGGGGAUGUGGGCAGACAGAGAAAAGAUCUCGAAGAUUUACAAAUUGGACGUUACGACGGAUCGGAGCGGGAAGAAAGGUAGGAAGGAGAAAGUUGUGAAUGGGGAUGUGGGAAGAGAGGGGGAUGAGGUUAAGGAGAUGGAGAUGGUGAUUUUGGGGAUCAUGACUACGAAAGGAUCAUAGUCGUAACCACAUAGCUUCCCCUGCCCCACUCGUCUAUAGCGCUCGACCUCGCCCCGAGACGGACAUUGGGAAUAACCUUUCGGAAUUUCGGGUGCGCUGUACUCAGUUCUAUUAGCCAUGUGAUAUUGGCUAGCGCAACGGUAGCAAUGAGCUGGGCGGCCAUUAAUGGACGGCGAUCUUACAACUGACGCCGAUUCAAAAUGCAGGAUC
This is a messenger RNA of Lindgomyces ingoldianus, 957 nucleotides long. Its product is annotated as CGI-121-domain-containing protein. NCBI's taxonomy places the organism in Eukaryota, Fungi, Ascomycota, Dothideomycetes, Pleosporales, Lindgomycetaceae. Gene Ontology annotation, biological process: telomere maintenance via recombination; tRNA threonylcarbamoyladenosine modification. Gene Ontology annotation, cellular component: nucleus; EKC/KEOPS complex; cytosol. The coding region runs from base 127 to 747 and encodes 206 amino acids. The record is from RefSeq and is a predicted model, not a curated record. The transcript is spliced from 2 exons.